Molecule: messenger RNA, 3053 nt
Organism: Parnassius apollo (apollo)
Lineage: Eukaryota; Metazoa; Arthropoda; Insecta; Lepidoptera; Papilionidae
Source: the annotation of a GenBank genome assembly
AUCUCCAGUUUCCAAUCGACGUGUCUGGGGUCCAGAACGAUCACCCGUUCCUGGAUGCGGACUCCUUGCAAUCCCUCUUCAGGCGGCUUACGGCUCUCAAUCGGUGCGCCAACAUGAAACUAGAGCAUCAUCAUCAUCAAAAAAGAUCCAACGAUUCUGACGAUGAACAAUGUGCUCUAAGCGAACAUUGGCAGUACGAAAGGAAGUCAAGAAGAUGGUCAAGGGUGGUGGAUAUCACACCGCAAGCACAAAGGCGAUUGCAAGUAAUAGCAGCUCGAGCCUUAGCAGAGAGAGAGGCAAGGGAAGCUAGAGGAGAAGUGGAAGAUGACGAAGACGAGACUCUACCCACUAUCAGGGUUGGCCUCGUUGACGCUGAUGGUCAUUACACAGAUGUCGAGCCUGAUCUGUUAACAGUGCCAGGUCAGCCGAUGAUACAGUUACCAAGUGAUAAAGAAGACGAGGAAGAUACGGGUACAAGGUUCCGGCGCACCGGCUCGGAAAGACUACGAGAUGGGGCGAAAGCACUCCUGCGAAGGGUGGAAUCCCUAAAAACACGCCGAAGAAAACGGCAAAACCGAACUGAAGUCAUCGUCUCUUCACCUCACUUCCUGGACGUGCAGCAGGACAAAUAUCCCGAUUUAAAUUAUAUAGACAUGACCCCGACAUCCCCUUCAGCGUUUCCAUUCCCCGAUUUUCACAGUUCUCCUGCACACGCUCCUGCGAUUCGAACACAGCCACCCUCCCCAAUGACAAUCAUGCCCCCAUCUCCUAUCGCACCUCUAGAACAGUCCUUCGUUCUGCAUCCGCCUUUUGGUGAUGACAGUUCCAGUUACGCUUCCGACGGGAGUAUGGGUUCAAGCAAUAAGAGCUCCAAGUCGAAAUUGGGGAAAGCGAAACGGAUCUUCAACAGAGGGUUGAAGAGCGAUGAUUCUAGUGCGCUGAGCGACUCUGAAUGCCAACCAGCUAGUUGGAGACACAAUUACUAUAAGGAGCUCAACCCUCAUCAUCAUCAAACAGAGGUAUACGUGGAGCCUCCGUCACCUGUAGAGCUUAAACCAGAUCCUGAAAUCCUGCGCGAGGUGCAGAAGUCGCCAGCGCACACGCCGCACCGGCGUCAAGCAAUCAGGACCAGCUCGCUCAACCUAGGAAAGGAGCAGAAGUUCCGUGACAGAAGUCUCAAGAGGGAUAAGUCAGCGUCUAGAAGUUCGGAGUUGGACAGCAGCCCAAAUUCAGCAGGAUCUAGAUCCCAAGAUGGAGAUCAGGAUGACGACGACGACAGCCUUGAUCUAAAAACAAAAAAAAACAACAUACAGAGAUGGUAUUCGUUUCGCACGUGCACGCUGAACGGUGGACCUAAAGCUAACAACACACUGCAACCCACGCCCAAUCAGAAAGACCCCGAAACAUACCUAUCGCGGCCGAUGUCAUCGUUAUCCUGUGGCCAACUCCAUAUACUGAGGAAGCUGGCUCUUCUAAGGCUGACAGCAUGUAUGGAACGGUAUUGCCCUUCGCACAAGUCGGGGUGGAACUGGGAACUGCCUAAACUCAUUAGGAAGAUCAAAACCCCCGAUUACAAGGAUAAAACGGUGUUCGGCGUACCCCUCACGGUGUCGUUACAAAGAACGGGGCACGCUUUACCGAAGCCUAUUCAGUGCGCACUUAAUUGGCUUAAAGCGAAUGCGUUGGAUCAGAUGGGUAUAUUCCGCAAAGCGGGCGUGAAGUCACGUAUAGCCAAGCUACGCGCGGCGGUGGAGUCGGCGGGUGCUGCGGGGUUGGUGGGCGCGGCGAGCGCGGGCGCGAGCGAGAGCCUCGGCCUGGACAAGUGCAGCGCGAGCUUCGAUGGCGCGCAGGCGCACGACGUGGCCGACCUCGUGAAGCAGUACUUUCGCGAGCUGCCCGACGCGCUGCUCACCAACAAGCUCAGCGAGACCUUCAUCGCGAUAUUCCAACAUGUUCCGGAGCCUUUAAGACCGGACGCAGUGCAGUGCGCGUUACUGCUGUUACCAGAGGAACAUUUAGAAGCCUUACAUUCUCUUUUAAUAUUUUUAUCGGAGGUGGCCGAACAUUCUGCAGUUAACCAAAUGACGGCAUCAAAUUUGGCGGUUUGUUUGGCGCCAACUUUAUUGCGACUACAUCAUGCGCCUCCUCACACUGGCAGCACUAAGGAAGGGAACUCGAAUAGGAUGAUCGUGGAGAGCGCGGCAGACCAGCGGCAGAUCAGCGAGAGCCGCGCGGCGCACGCGUGCCUACUGCUGCUCGUCACGCAGCACGCGCGACUGUUCCUGGCGCCCGCCGACAUGCUCGCGCGCUGCAAGUUCAACUACUUCGAGGAGAGCGUGCCGGUUGCAUUAGAAGAACUGGGAGCAGACUUUAACCAAGACUGGAAGGGAUUUCAACAAGCUUGCAUCAAAGCUUUACUCAAAGAAGCCAAAGAAAAGAGCAGGGGCUGGAUGUCGGUGUCGGGCGCGGCGGCGCACGUGGAGCUGUGCUGCAAGAAGGUGGGCGACGGGCACCCGCUGCGCCUGUGGCGCGCCACCACCGACGUCGAAGCGCCGCCCAUGGAGGUCAUGCAGAGAAUCCUCCGCGAGCGGCAUAUAUGGGAUGACUCGUUGGUGAAAUGGCGAGUAGUGGAGAAGUUGGGACCGAAUGCAGAGGUGUUCCAGUACAUAACGGCUUCUAGUUUUAACCUGCCACCUAGAGACUAUUGCGUUUUACGGUCGUGGCAGCAAGGCGGAGGCGGGGGUGGCGGCGGCGGCUGGUGUGCCGUGGCGGAGACGUCUGUGGCGCACUCGGGCGCGGGCGCGGGAGGGAGCGGCGGCAGGGGCGGGGGAGGAGGCGCGGGCGGUGCGCGUGGCGUGGUGCUGGCUUCGCGCUACCUGGCGCAGCCGGCCGGCAAGGGCCGCAGCCGCCUCGUGCACCUUGCGCGCGUCGACACCAUGGGUCGCACACCCGAAUGGUACAACAAAUGCUACGGCCACAUCUGCGCACUAUACCUGGCGAGGAUCAGAGCAUCGUUCAAGCAUAAUACAGAAGGUCCGGAAUCGAACGUAUGA